GGAUGAAAUGGGAAAGGAGAUUCCCAGUGAAGCCCCAUGGAAGGCUCCGCAUGCAGAAGAAUGGGACAAAAUGACUAUGCAAGAUUUCAUAGAUAAAAUUUGCUGGACAAAUGCUGCCAAGAGUUUUGCAACUCUGUUUGUGAAUGUGGAUGUCACUUCUGAACCCCAUGAGGUCUCUGCCCUUUGGUUUUUGUGGUACGUGAAGCAGUGUGGAGGGACAACAAGGAUAUUCUCAACGACCAACGGAGGACAGGAAAGGAAGUUUGUUGGGGGCUCUGGCCAGAUCAGUGAGAAAAUAAUGGAGCGUCUGGGAGGCCGGGUGAAGCUGAGGAAGCCAGUCAUCCGCAUCGACCAGUCGGGUGAAAGUGUCAUAGUGGAAACCUUAGAUCAUGAAUUAUAUGAGGGCAAAUAUGUGAUCAGUGCUAUUCCCCCAGCUCUUGGCUUGAAGAUUCAUUUCAACCCACCUUUGCCACCAAUGAGAAACCAGCUCAUCAACCGCAUUCCCAUGGGCUCAGUUAUCAAGUGCAUUGUGUACUAUACGGAAACUUUCUGGAGAAAGAAGGGGUAUUGUGGUACCAUGAUCAUUGAAGAUGAGGAUGCGGCAAUUGGUUUAACACUUGACGAUACUAAGCCUGAUGGCAGCUUUCCUGCCAUAAUAGGCUUCAUUCUUGCUCGGAAGUGUAGAAGACUGACAGGUCUCACAAAAGAAGAACGGAAGACGAGGCUGUGUGAGCUCUAUGCGAAGGUUCUGGGAUCAGAGGAAGCUUUACAUCCAGUGCAUUAUGAAGAGAAGAACUGGUGUGAAGAGCAGUAUUCUGGGGGCUGCUACACAGCUUACUUCCCACCAGGCAUAAUGACUCAGUAUGGAAGGAUUAUUCGGCAGCCCGUUGGCAGGAUCUAUUUUGCUGGCACAGAGACAGCCACAGAGUGGAGCGGAUACAUGGAGGGGGCUGUACAGGCUGGAGAAAGAGCAGCCAGAGAGAUACUGUUUGCUAUGAGGAAAAUCCCAGACAGUGAAAUUUGGAAGCCAGAACCUGAAUCAACUGAUGUUCCAGCUUUGCCCAUCACUACAACCUUCUGGGAGAGGAAUUUGCCGUCGGUGCCGGGACUGCUAAAGCUGAUUGGAUUUUCCACUUUCUUCACCUCUGUGGCUGUGGCAGGGUUAUUUACCUACAAAAAGGGACUUCUGGUUCGAAACUGAAAAAGCUGUGUCUUGCUACGAUUAUGCUGUGGAGUUUAUCACCACUAUGGGAUUAAAAAGAAGGAUUUGCUGCUGUUUUCUCGACAUCAUCCACAUAAAAGGAGUAUGUGGCACUUUGUGUAUGUGGAUGCUAGUGUGAUGAGAAAAUUGACGAUGUAGGUAGAGAAUCAAGUUGCUUUCCCAUGCUAGAGGGAACUGUUAGCACUGGCUUACAUUUUUAAAAUUCCUUCAUGCCAGCCCUUCAAAGAGAGGAAUGAAGUCUGGUUUAACCAGUUGUGCUGUAUUCUUAAUUUAUUAAUGUGUUUGAGAAAUCUGCUAUCAUGAAAGUUCCAGCAAUUUACCAGCUUCUUAAAAUGUAUUAUAGGAACAACCACGGAAAGAAUUGUAUUUGUCUUCUAUGAACUGAUUUGUGUUAUCAUGCAUAUUUUGUAAGGCUCUUAAGAGUUUGCAAAAAAAAAAGAGGUUUACUUGCUUGUACACUGUUCUGAUAGCUGCUGUAUAUUGCAAAGGAUGUUGGGUCAUGGCAUGAAAAUCUGUUAACCAAAGUACUUGAAAGCUAAUUGCAUAAACUACUGGACAAUAACAAGGAAGUGAGCAAUCUGAGGCAGCCCCUUGUCUUUCCUUUAACUAGUGCAUUUUUUUUUCUCAAUGCAAAUCUUGAUUCCAAAUAACACAUCUGCUGUCAAUACAACAAAGACAUGAAUCACAAUUAAUUAUAUGUCUGAGCAUUGUCCAUCACUGGAACCCAAGGCCUGGAGGAGAAGUUAAGGACUUCUAUUAAAAUAAUCUUCCUGUGUCCUCAGUGGGACUAUUGUUUCACUGAAGUAAAAUUUCUGCACUUCUGUAAAGUCUAAGAUUUUUUUUUUUGAGACAUGAAAGAAAAAUAUUUUUGAGGAAGAAGAAAUUGUAUGUCCUCCAAAAGUACUUGGAUGCAAAGGGGAGCCAGGAUUGAAUGACAACAGAUCUGCCACUGCUCUCAGGCAAGAAGCAGACCCACUUAAAUUGCAGAUUACAAAUGCUCGCAAAUAAACCUGACCUGUGUUUAAAUGGACUAACAUUCCCUCUCCCAUGUCCGCCACCUUAAGAUGACCUUGAUCUUACAAUCUGUUCUUCAAUAGAGAUAAAAACGAGAUGGCCAAAGCAGUCUUGCUUUCAAAGUAUCUCUACAGUCAAAUCAUUUAGGCAUUGUCAUAGACUGCCGCUUACAGCGUGUCUCCUGUGGUCAUGUUCAGGUCAGUGUUCAGUGAUGCCUGCCUCUGUGUUUUGGAAAAAAAGAGUGACUUCAUUUUGCAGGAAUAUAUAUGCUGUGUGUGUGAUGAAUUUGUGCCUUUUAUAACUGUAGCAUUUUCUCAAGUGCCUCUGUGGUGACUGUCUCCCUUGGUUUCCUUCUUAAGUUCCCUUUUCAAUAGGCUCUGCAGAUAUUUUUACCUGACAGCUGUGAACUUUUUUUAACCUUAAUUAGA
Molecule: messenger RNA, 2664 nt
Organism: Gavia stellata (red-throated loon)
Lineage: Eukaryota; Metazoa; Chordata; Aves; Gaviiformes; Gaviidae
Product: amine oxidase [flavin-containing] B
Exons: 13
Coding region: 8-1201 (397 amino acids)
Molecular function (GO): oxidoreductase activity
Source: RefSeq, a predicted model, not a curated record